CGGUGUGGAAAUGGCGCGCAGUCGGGUGUGAAUGGCGGCUCAGGGUGUCCGGCGCUGGGCCGGGGAGCCCGGUGGUGGCGGCGGCAGCAGCCCCGGGCUCGGCUAGGGAUGACCUCGCUGCUGAGGCGGUGUCUGAGCGGCGAGGCCGUCGCCAUGAGCCGCCGCCGGCUGCAGGCGCGGCAGGUGCUGUGCGUGGCCGAGAAGAACGACGCGGCGAAAGGCAUCGCCGACAUCCUGUCUGGCGGCAGGUGCCGGAGGAGAGAAGGAUUCUCAAAGUUUAACAAGAUUUAUGAAUAUGAGUAUAAUCUGUUUGGUCAGAAUAUUAAAAUGGUGAUGACCUCUGUCUCCGGUCACCUGCUCGAGUUAGAGUUCAAAGCACCUUUUCAGAAAUGGUACAGCUGCAACCCUGUGUCCCUCUUUGAUGCUGAGGUGGAGAAGUACUGCCCCGAAAAAUAUGUGGAUAUUAAGAGAACCCUGGAGCGGGAGGUGCACUGGUGUCAGGCUCUCAUUAUUUGGACAGACUGCGAUCGCGAAGGAGAGAACAUCGGCUUCGAAGUCAUUCAUGUUUGUAAGGCAGUGAAGCCCAAUCUGCAGGUGCUGAGAGCUCGUUUCUCGGAGAUCACGCCUCGCUCCAUCAGGAAUGCUUGCGAGAACCUGCUGGAGCCUGAUCAGAACAUCAGUGAUGCUGUGGAAGUCAGACAAGAGCUGGACCUGAGAAUCGGGGCUUCGUUCACCAGGUUUCAGACCUUGCGCCUCCAGAAAAUCUUCCCCAACGUGCUGUCAAACCAGGUCAUCAGCUACGGCAGCUGCCAGUUCCCCACGUUAGGCUUCGUGGUGGAGAGGUUCAAAGCCAUCCAGGCCUUCAUCCCCGAGCCCUUCUACAAGAUUAAAGUUACUCACGAGAAGGAUGAUUCCAGCGUGGAAUUUAACUGGAAGCGAAAUCGACUCUUCAAUCACACGGCGUGCCUGGUGCUUUACCAGAUCUGCAUGGAGGAUCCUGUAGCGACAGUGCUGGAUGUUUUCAGUAAACCGAAGAGCAAGUGGCGACCUUUACCCCUCGACACCGUGGAAUUUGAGAAGCUGGCCUCGCGGAAACUGAGGAUAAACGCCAAGGAAACCAUGCGAGUGGCUGAGAAGCUGUACACACAGGGUUACAUCAGUUAUCCUCGCACAGAGACUAACAUCUUCCCUAAAGAUCUGAACCUGUCUGGGCUGGUGCAGCUGCAGACCCCGGACCCUCGCUGGGGUGGUUUUGCUCAGGGUAUCCUGGACCGAGGUGGGCCGACACCCCGCAACGGGAGCAAGACAGAUCAGGCCCAUCCCCCCAUCCACCCCACCAAGUACACCAACAACCUGCAGGGAAACGAGCAGCGUAUCUAUGAGUUUGUUGUGCGUCACUUCCUGGCGUGCUGCUCACAGGACGCCCAGGGCCAAGAGACUACGGUGGAGAUCAGGAUCGCGGACGAGCUGUUUGUGGCUCAUGGGCUGAUGAUCAUUGCUCGCAACUAUCUGGAGGUUUAUCCCUAUGAUAAGUGGAACGCCAAGGUUAUCCCGGUGUACGAGAGCGGCGCCACGUUCCAGCCCAGCACCAUCGAGAUGGUGGAUGGAGAGACCAGUCCCCCGCAGUUACUCACUGAGGCGGACCUCAUCGCUCUGAUGGAGAAACACGGGAUCGGCACUGACGCCACUCACGCCGAGCACAUUGAGAAGAUCAAGUCCCGAAUGUACGUGGGGCUGACUCCCGAUCAGAGGUUCCUUCCUGGGGAACUGGGCAUGGGCCUGGUGGAAGGCUACGAUUCGAUGGGUUAUGAAAUGUCGAAGCCGGACCUGCGGGCGGAGCUGGAGGGGGACCUGAAGCUGGUCUGUGAGGGGAGAAAGGACAGGUUUGCGGUGCUCCAACAGCAUGUUCUGAAAUACAAGCAGGUCUUCAUCGAGGCUGUGUCCAAGGCCAAGAAGCUGGAUGAGGCUCUGUCUCACUAUUUUGGAGAAGCCAGUGAAAUCCCGCAAGCUGAGGAGCUCCGCAUGGAGAUUCCUGAGCCCAUCCGCAAGUGUCCCCAGUGUGGGAGAGACAUGUUCCUCAAACAGAAGCGAGAUGGCGGGUACUACCUGUCCUGUGUGGGGUAUCCAAGCUGUAAGUGCGCUGCUUGGUUUCCAGAUUCUGUGCUCGAGGUCAGGCGGGAUGAGAGCGUGUGUCCAACAUGUAAACCGCAUCCUGUUCACAGGUUGAAGUUUAAGUUCCGGCGUGGCAGUGUGCCUGUGCUGGUGCCGCUGGAGUUCGUCGGUUGUAUUGGAGGCUGCGAUGAAAUGCUGCGUGAGAUUCUGGACCUGCGAUAUCUCCGAGUGGGACCUCUGCCGCUGGCGAACAGUCAGCCUGGCAACCAGCCACUACCUGGCACAGCACGUAACCAACGGCCGACUGGCACAGGGCAUAACCAGCCACCGUCCGGCACAGGGCGUAACCAACCGCCAACCGGCACUGGGCGUAACCAGCCACCGCCCGGCACUGGGCGUAACCAGCCACCGCCCGGCACAGGGCGUAACCAGCCACCGCCUGGCACAGGGCAUAACCAGCCACUUGGAGGUCGUGGGAACCCUCACCCAGGCCCGCGGGCUGGGUCGGCUGGGAUCCUGGGUGUGGAUGAUGACAACAUGGUGGUGUGUAACUGUGGCCAGGACGCUUUGCUGCUGACCGUUCGGAAGGACGGGCCCAACCAGGGUCGGAAAUUCUACAAGUGCAGCACAGGAAACUGCAACUUCUUCCUGUGGGCCGACCAGAGCGAGGGAGGCGGGGUCAGCACGACCACCAGCAGGGGGCACUUCAGUCGCCCGAGCAGCGAUGGAGGAGGCGGAGGGGGGGCGAUGACGUGCACAUGCAAUGAGCCAGUGGUCACGCGGACAGUACAGAAGGAUGGACCCAACAAGGGGCGGGCGUUCCACACCUGCGCGAAGCCCCGCGAGCAGCAGUGCGGCUACUUUCAGUGGGUGGAUGAGAACAGCCAGACACAGGCUGAGAGAAGACCAGCAGGAAACGCUCCCCCAGCAAAGCGAGCCCGGUGCUGUGGGCUGUGUCAUCAGCCAGGACACACAAGAACAAAAUGUCCCCAGAACAGGUGAAGUUGCGUCUGUAUCACGUGCAGAAAAGUCUGUCCGAAACCAGUAACUUCAGCAUAUGUUCCUGACUCGUAACACUUAACUUGUGCGGGAGAAGCUUUGUACUGUGGUCGUCUUGUGUGGAAUUGCCGUCGAGACCUCCCUGGGGUGGUGGGAGGAUGCAGCGAGGCAGCCUCAUCCAUACCAGAUGGUUGGAAGAGAAACGGAUUUGCAGGGUCUCAAGCCUUUGAUGGAGAAUUGUUGAGAAUUCUUCCCGAGGAAACUCUGAGACCAAACCGCGACUGAGCCAUCCCUGAGGUGACUGUAGCCUGAAACCCACUUGUAAACUGCCCCUAUCUCCCAAAUCUCUCCAGCUGGUUCCAGUCCUUCACAUGUUAAUCGCUGCAUUGUCAGAGGUUCAAAUGACCAAUGCUGGGGGUGGAGGGGGGCAGAUUUUUUACCAGUCAAUUUCUUGAAUUGUAUAUAAUCCGCAUCAGUACAGCUGGUCUCUUGCUGGCUUCUCGCUGUAACUUGCGGGUCUAUCUCGGGACCAAACCUCGGUAAGCGCUCACACAAAAUCAAAUAUAUUUAACAUGGUUACAUUUUAAUUUUAGGACUGUUCUAUGUUCACAGUUUUAUAUUUUUCAUUGGAGUUGUGUAAUCCAAAAUUCGAACCAAAUAAAUGAUUUCCUCACACAAAGUAGUAUGAUUCUGCAAACUGUAAAUACGCAGCACUGAGGGUGGAGGAGUGGGUGGAACGCAAACUAGAGAAGGAAAUUAACUGUUGUCUGAAGUCC
This is a messenger RNA of Callorhinchus milii (elephant shark), 3887 nucleotides long. RefSeq names its product DNA topoisomerase III alpha (gene top3a). The transcript has 19 exons. Gene Ontology annotation, molecular function: zinc ion binding; DNA binding; DNA topoisomerase type I (single strand cut, ATP-independent) activity. The coding region runs from base 109 to 3114 and encodes 1001 amino acids. Gene Ontology annotation, cellular component: nucleus; chromosome. Gene Ontology annotation, biological process: DNA topological change. The record is from RefSeq and is a predicted model, not a curated record. NCBI's taxonomy places the organism in Eukaryota, Metazoa, Chordata, Chondrichthyes, Chimaeriformes, Callorhinchidae.